AUGCCCACCCAGACUGCCAUCUCUGUCCCUCUCUUGCUAGUGGCCGUGACCGUGAACACCAGCUCAGACCGGUCCUUCUUGCUCGGCAGUCACCGGCUCUACUUCUCCGUGUACCUCUUCACCUUCCUCGUGGGGCUUCCCGUCAAGCCGCCGGCCCCGGUGAUCUUCGCGGGCCAGCUGGCCGCGCACCUGCUCUUGCUGAACCGGACCCUAUCGGACCCGCUCCUGUUGCUCUUCCUGCCAUUCCGCGUGCUGAAGGCAGCGAGCGGCUCGCGCUGGCCCCUGCCCUUCACCUUCUGCCCCUUCUCCAGAUUCCUCUUCUUCACCGCCAUCUAUCUCGCUUCCCUCUUCCUGGCAGCUAUGAGCGAUGAGCGCUUCCUGAGCGUGGCCUACCCAGUUUGGUACAAGAGCCGGGAACAGGCGGGCCUGGUCAGCGGGGCCUGCUGGCUCCUGGCCGCUGCACACUGCAGCGUGGUCUAUGUCACUGAAUUCUCGGGGCGCUCCUCCCCCACCCAGGGUAUCAACGGGACCUGCUACCUGGAAUUCCGGAAGGAUCAGCCGGCCUUUCUCCUGCCUGUGCAGCUGGAGAUGGCUGCGGUCCUAUGUGGGGGGGGGGGGGGGGGGCUGCUCAUCACCAGCCACUGCUAUAGCCGCCUGCUGCGCAUGCUCCGUAAGGGAGCCAGCCAGCGCCGGCGGAACGUUGGCGGGCUCGCAGCAGCCGUGCUGCCCGACCUCCUCGUCUGCUUUGGGCCCUACAACGUGUCCCACGUUGUGGGCUACAUCCAGGGUGAAAGUCCGAAGUGGAGAAGUUAUGUGCUGCCCCUCAACACCCUGAAUUCCUGUGCCGACCCCCUUGCCUACUAUUUCUCAUCAUCUGGGUUCCAAGCCGACUUCCAGGGGCUGCUGGGGAGGCUGACUGGAGCCUGUGGCCCUAGGUGGCAGGAAAGCAGCGUGACACUGAAGAGUGGAGGAGAGGGGCCGCCCCAGGAGCUGCUGUCUAACCUAGAGGCCAGGGGGUGA
Messenger RNA from Kogia breviceps (pygmy sperm whale), 1020 nucleotides. RefSeq names its product free fatty acid receptor 3 (gene FFAR3). Gene Ontology annotation, molecular function: G protein-coupled receptor activity. Lineage: Eukaryota; Metazoa; Chordata; Mammalia; Artiodactyla; Physeteridae. The record is from RefSeq and is a predicted model, not a curated record. Gene Ontology annotation, cellular component: plasma membrane. Gene Ontology annotation, biological process: G protein-coupled receptor signaling pathway; cellular response to fatty acid.